CUUCAGCUAUAUUCUUUCCUUUCAUCAAGAAGAUUAAUCAUUUCUAUCUCCUCCGCCAAUACCUUCUCCGGUCACCGGAAUAUUACCGGAAAGUUUGCUUUUCACCGGGAAAUAGCCGAGAAGAAAACAAGUAGAAGAAUAUUCUCUUUGUUUGUAAUUAUACAUAGAAAUACAUGAAAUGAAGAGGAAAAAUUGAGAUUCUUAUGAAUUAUACGAAUUCUUGAUUUUGAAACGGAAUUUGAAAUUUCGAAUUUGAAUUGGCUGUUUUUUACGGUAUUGUUGAUGUUCGUGAUCGGGGAAUUAUUGAGAGGAAAAGACGACGGAGAAAACGAGAAGGAAUAUAAGACUACGUCGUUUUGGAGGAAGAAUAUAGAGGAGAGAUAUGUGUGCGGCGACGGCGACGGGGGAAUGGUGGGCGAGGGGUAUAGUAGCGGGGCAGAUCGGAGGAGCAUUUAGCCAUGAAAGUGAGCAUGAUUUGGCUCUUAUGGUUAGUGAUUUUCUUGAGAACGGUAGUAGCGGACCGGAUUCUUGGUGCAGUAGCGAUAGCGAGUCUGGUCUGUCCGAUCUUCAUCAUCUCGCCGAUAAAAUUUCGUUCUACAGACACUCAGUGACUCAAUAUGAGAGUGACUUGCUGUGUUUAGUUCAAUCUCUUCUUGUGUCAAUCAAGGAGGCAGAUCUUCACCUUGUUAAGUCUGGUCCAUGUAAUGCCGGUUGCAUAAGAUAUUCCUUGGUAAAGCUAUUGAGACUAGCUGGUUAUGAUGCUGCUGUGUGCACAUCGCGGUGGCAGGGCGGUGGCAAGGUUCCUGGAGGGGAUCAUGAGUAUGUUGAUGUGGUCAAUUUUGUUGGUGGAAGUUCAGAGCGUUUGAUUAUUGAUAUUGACUUUCAAAGUCAUUUUGAGAUAGCUAGAGCUGUUGAUUCUUACGAUAGAAUAUUGAAGUCACUUCCGAUUGUUUAUGUGGGUUCGUUGAACAGGAUGAAGCAGUAUCUACAAGUUAUGGUCGAAGCUGCUAAAUCGUCUCUUAAACAAAACUCCAUGCCUCUCCCUCCGUGGAGAUCUCUUGCUUACUUGCAAGCAAAGUGGCUCUCGCCAUACAAGAGGCAUUUAAUCCCGGGUGAUCAAGAUUUUACUGGCAUCAACUCUUCAGAUCAUAGGCAGUGCUCGGAACAGUUAAAGAGGCUGCAAUCUUCGCUUCAAUCUGAAAUUGAAGAAGAGCGUCUCUUGAAACCCAUAAACAGUGAUUGCAGCUGGAGAAUAAAACGCGAGAGGCGGAGACAUUCAUUACUGAGGGGUCUCUAAAGUGUAUAUCAAUUUUGCCUGGGAAUUUGCAAGUUCCCUUUGUGAGAGAUUAAUUGUACUACUGCGGCAUUCGUGUUUACUGAUUCUUUUUCUUCAUAUGAAUAAAGUGUCAACAAUAACAAAGUCCGAUUUUAUUCCAAGGACGCAAAGAGGACAAUAACACGUUAUAUUUGGAGUCAAUACAUUUAUUUUUCGUAUUCUGCGCAUUGGCAGAAAGUGAGGAUGUCGGUUUUUCAGAAUUGCUGUGAGCAUCCUCUGGCAAACCUGUUAGUACUUCGACUUCUCUACGAUUCAUAUUAUUUCAUAGGUUAUUUUUCUGUUACUUUAAGUUUACUUUCGUUUGUUAUUAUAUUCCUCGCCUCCUAUUAUAUGGCUGAGGAAUUUAAUUGUUUGGUGAUCGAUAUAUUUCAUGCAUUUUGAAGGUUGCUUAUGCGAUAUACACUACACGUUAAUGAUAUAGAGGCUUUCGAUAA
Molecule: messenger RNA, 1770 nt
Organism: Mercurialis annua (annual mercury)
Lineage: Eukaryota; Viridiplantae; Streptophyta; Magnoliopsida; Malpighiales; Euphorbiaceae
Exons: 3
Coding region: 383-1297 (304 amino acids)
Source: RefSeq, a predicted model, not a curated record